Messenger RNA from Anolis carolinensis (green anole), 17246 nucleotides. RefSeq names its product transient receptor potential cation channel subfamily M member 6 (gene trpm6). Bases 8260 to 14325 code for a protein of 2021 amino acids. Gene Ontology annotation, cellular component: apical plasma membrane; plasma membrane. Gene Ontology annotation, molecular function: ATP binding; monoatomic cation channel activity; protein serine/threonine kinase activity. Gene Ontology annotation, biological process: metal ion transport; monoatomic cation transmembrane transport; protein tetramerization. NCBI's taxonomy places the organism in Eukaryota, Metazoa, Chordata, Lepidosauria, Squamata, Anolidae. The transcript is spliced from 40 exons. The record is from RefSeq and is a predicted model, not a curated record.
AGGAGGAGGAAGAGGCGGCCACGAGGAGGAGGAAGCGGCCCCGCAAAACAAGCGGCGCGUGGAGGAGGCGGAGGCGGAGGCAAGCGGGCCUCCAGAUGAGGAGAAAAAGAAAGAGUUGGCAGCCUCCCCGGCCCGGGAGAAUGAAGAUGAUGUUUGGUGCUACAACUCUUUCCAGUACUGGAGAUCUCCUUUACCCACCAUCAAUCUGUCUGAUAUUCUGGAUUUAGAAAGUAAGAAUGCAGUAGCUGACAGAGACUCCAGCAGCAUUGGCCUGUCGGAAAUGGAAACCUGAAAAAAUGUUACUUUUGCAAAUCUACAAUGCAGAAGAAAUUCUGUUUCAUUUUGAUUUUGAUUGGAAAAGUAAGCAGAGGUAAAACUUUGAAGGAGAAAGCAGACUUUGAAGGAAGGAUAACUGUUCUUGAAAGGAAGGAACAGUACUAAAGUUCAUCAAAAGACUGCAUAUGGAAGCUUUAUGAAGGGAAUGCAAAGCUUAGAGAUCUAAAGGAAUAUUUGAAAACUGGUAUUUACAAAAAGACUACUUCAUAACCAGUAAAGUGAAGUUGAACAACAGAAAAUGCUUCAGAAGAGUGUUUUAAUGUGUAGCCAACUAAUAUGGCAUCAAAGAGAUCUGUGUUGUCUUUGUUAGGACAAUCAAACUAAACUACAACAAUAAAAAUGCACACUUCUAUUUAGAAUGAACAUUAUUGUGGCAGUCAUUUUCUGCCAGAAAUUAUCACAGUUAUACUUGCUAAAGAUAACUUCGUUAUAUCUUAAUUGGGAGUUUAUAAUUGAUGUUAAGAGUUUAGAAUACUUUGGUUUAACAAAUGCAUAUAACAUAAUGAACAGGGAAAGGGAACUAUCCAGAGCAAUAAAAACAAUUGGGCACAUUUUUGCUAAAUGAGGAAAGUUGUGAUCCUGAAGAUUUCUAGCUCUGGCUCACAUAUUUUUUGUGGCUUGUGUUACAUUUUUCCAUUGACGUUAGUAUAAAUGUCCCUUAGCAUUGCAUCAAUGCGACUUACCGAAAUCAAAAACUGUGUUUUUAAACUUCAGACACUUGUUUCUUUUUCAAUCAAAUAAUGAGCAUUUUUACAUUAUAACUUUUCCAUAUUUUAUAAAAAAACCCUUUAGAUGGUGGGAGAAGAAUCCUACUAUUUGUAUUAAGUAUGUAGUAGUUUUCCUAGGGGCAAUCUCAUUUUUAUUGUGCACAUUUGACUGAAUAUGUUUUUAUACAUAUACAUUUCCUCUAUGAAAGAAAAUAUAGACUCAUGUGUAAUUGGGGAUGUGAAUUGUUUUUUAAUUGCUUUUCCACAAUUUAGCAGUGCGCACUUCACCCUUUAUUUUUGUCCAGAUAAUACACUAGGUGUACUUCCAACGCAGAGAGGUUCAUUGUGAUACACCUUCUCAAAACAAGCCUAGUGAGUUCAUACUCAUACAUCAUAACUUUGAUGAUAUGGGUUCUGUGAUGCUUGCUCCUAGGAUUUAGGAUUACAACCCAAUCAGGUGUGACAUAGAUGCACAUGCAUAUUCCUUCUUUAGAGCCUAAGAAGGAAGUAUAUGGAAAUAUUUCCUUUUCAAUGCUGUAUUGAAGUGUUCAGAAGGAAAUACACUCUCUCUCUUCCACCUGUUUAACUUUUUUUCCACCUGUUCCGUUAGGAGUGUAAUGUGACAAACUGAAAUUUGUAUUUCACAUGUUUAAUCCAAUUUUAAAGAACACUUUUGUCUACAGCAACAAUAAUAUCCUGAAUAUGAUGGUUACCACUUAUUUUGUGGCAACUGCUAUAAUUAGUGAGCAAUCUCACAAAUGCCUUGCAGUAUUUCAUCUAUAUAUAGAUAAAGCAUAUAUAAAGUCCUAAAUACCCUAAAAGCAAGAGAUCCUGUCCGAUUUGGAAGCUAAGCUGAAUCAGUUCUAGUUAAUACUUGAAUAGGAGACUACCAACAAAUAUAGAUGUAGGCUAUAUUUCAGAGGAAGAAAGGGGCAAAUCCACCUCUGAAUAUUCUUUGGCUAAGAUAAUCCUGUGAAAUUCACGGAGUCACCAUAGGUUGACAGGCAACUUGAAGACACACACACACACAAGUAUUCUAUAAAACAAGAUUUAGUGUGAUCCAGAUUGUCACUUGCAGUCUAAGAUGGUUGUCUUUAUACAGUACACUUCAGGUGGCAAUAAGGAAAUCUAGUAAACUAUAUGAAUUUGAAACUGUUUUCAUUGGAAAGCUUUUAUUCUGAACCAAGUCACUGGGACUUUAAACAUCACAUUAUGAAUGUUAAUCAUUCCCCUAAUGUGAUAUAUAAACCUGAAACCAGAUCAAGUCACAUGUUCCUGAUUACAAGGUGAUAGUCUCGUCAGUUUAAUUGCUGUGCAAAUACUUCACCAGUGUUUUCGGAGUCCAUCUCUUUCCCCUCUCCCAUUAAAAGCCUUAAGUGUAAGCACAUGGAAAUUUGUAAUAGUUGCUUUUCAGCAUUGUUUCCAUUCGCUACCAGGGCUAAGCAUGCUUUAUCUGAUUGUGAGGUAGAUGGAAACUUCAGUCUGAAAUCCACUUACUGAAGGCUUCAAAAAUGUUAUUUUUUCUCGGUGAAGAUGAAGGUAAGGAAGCAACUUUUCUAUUGUAAUGGUUUAAGUUUUGUUAUGGAGUACUGUAUUUGAAAUAAAUGAUAUUUUUCUAAGUAGAAGUGGAUUUUAAAAAUUGCUUAUGGGAGCAAAUGCAAAAUGAAAACACUCUUGUGCUGACAGCUCCCUGGAACGCCAGUUCAGCUUGUAAAGAUAUACAGAAGAAUUUGGAAAUAGUAUUAAACAACAGGAAAAUUUGACCAAUAAAAUGAACUAUCUUGAAUUAGAGUAGUUCGUUAAUAUGAAUUACGUAAACUCAUUUUGCAUGCAUAUCGAUCUUCAACUAAGUACAGGAUCUGAUAAAAAAUUGGCAAUUAAAGUAUUAAUUGUGCUAAAGAUUAUUUUCAUUCUAAUUAAAUAAAAACUCUUUUGUCAAAUCUAAUUAUGAAAAUUGCAGCCACCUCAAAUUUAGUGAUUUUGUUUAUGUGUUAGUGGUUCAGCAAUCUUGCGGCAUAGGUAUUCAGAUGCAGAGCAAUUUGCUCAUUAGCUUAUAGGCUUCUGUAUAAAUCAAGAGCAGGUUUUGGGGUCAAUAUUGUGGAUUUUUGAUAUGACUCAUGGAUAAGUUGAAGGUCACCGAGAUGGAAAGGUACCAAUACCAUCCUAGGGAGCUAGUCACCACUGGCCACUGUUGCUGGCAUUUCCUUGCCCAGGCAUUCUAAGAGGCCAGAAGAGGCACUAGCAGAGAGCAGAGGGGGUUGGUGCUUCUUUCAGGCUCUUCAGGAUGGGAUAAGAUCUUGCCUUUGCCAUUCUACUCAGAGAAGGGGAUAGUUCCUUUUUAAAUCAGUGUUAAGGUACAAUAUCCAAAUUGAACCAUGGAUAAGAUGCCCCAGGUUUUUUAAACUAAAAUUUCCAGAUUUACACGAGUCUUUAGGGUAAUAAUUUUAUCUGGCACUUGUAAGAAAAUCUUUUAAUUCUGGGUUCUUACAAUUUUUUGAAAUAAAAGUAUAUCAGGUCAGACAUACUAUACAUUCAUUAUGUAUUUAGUUAAUAAAUUUCAAACCAGUAAUAGAGAAAUAUUUACAUAUAAAAUAGCUAUAUCUUGAAAAAUACAUUCUGAAAAAGUAACUAAAAUAUGGUAAAGAUAUUUAAACAGCAGUGAUUUUUUGGAACUUGAGGGGAAAAUGACAAAGAGAUUAUUCCAUAGAAAUGUUGAGGAUAGUCUGUAGGAAUAUUCAGCAGACUUUGCCAGAAAGUUGACUUCACUGAACACACAGGGACCUUUGAGUAAAAAUGUGGAGAAUUUCAUUAUACAAGUAGAGAUUUGUGGUUCUUCUAGCUGAGUGUACCACAUAAAUGUGUACUGAAAACAAAUAAAAUUGGUACAUUUUAACAAGGUUCCUACUUUUUCUUAUGUUAAGAAUUGAUUUUGCAGUUUUACUGUAUCCUGUUGCCCUGUGCAUUUCUCAUAACCCAGACGCAGAGCUUUUUAUAUUUCUGCCCCUUCCUUAUGGAAUGCCUUGCCGCCCUAUAUGAGAGCCAUGUGUGAGUUAGGGCCUUUUACCCUAGCACUUAAGACCAGGCUUUUUACUAGAGCUUUUGAUCUAUGUUAAUUUUAUCAAUAUUUGUAUGUAUGUAUUUUUAUUCUUUAUAAUUUUGCUUGUAAAUCGCCUAGAGCAUCUUGGAUGGAGGGCGAUUAAUCAGUAAUUAGAUGAUGAUGAUGAUGAUGAUGAUGAUUCUCAGUCGUUCAAUUUCCAAGUGAUUGACAUUCCUGUGUGUUUUAGGUCAGUAGCUUGUAUUUGGUUACUUUUUUGUUUUAGGUGAUUUUUCUGGUCAAACCUCUUCACUAGAAAAAUGUCAGGUGCAUUAACUUGUACUUUUCCAUAUUGGUUGUUCCUAAGAGAUCUGUAGUAACUGAAACUGCCUACUCAAAUGUUUUUGUAGUCAUGCAUUACAUUCAGUAUGUUUUUAAAAAACCCAUCAACGAGAGACUGACUAGAAAAUAUUUGUCCACCAAGUUCAGUAUUACCCACUGUUGGUUGGCAAUAGCUUUCCAUCAUACCAAACAGCACGCUUUCCCGUUAUCUCCUCUUGGUACCUGCUCUAUUAUUGAUCUGUAAUUUUGAAGUCAAAAUUUCCACUGUGAAUAUUUUGUAGAGAAUAUGGCAAAAGGAGGAAGGUUUAAGGAAGCCCCUUGUAUUUCCUAAAACAUGGGAUCAUAGCAGAGGAUUUGCUCUGCACACAAAGUCUCAGGUUCAAGCAAUGGACAGGUAAUGGGAGACACAAGCUAUAGGCCUUGUCCCCACAGGAGGAAAGGUAGUUGUUUUUAAACUCUGUAUACUCGGCAAAAGAAAGAUAUUGAGCAGCUCCUCUUCGCUCCUCUUUAGGCUGAAUGAGGUUGUUUUCAUUUGUAAAGCUUGUUUCCAAAACCCAUCUUAACAAAUUUUACAGAAAUUGAAAAAAAAAUGUGCUGAGGAGAUACAUUCUUUUGCUAGAAAUGCACUUUUCGUAGCCCUCUACCAAAGUGAUUUGAUACAUCUUGAUUGUUUUGGUCUGUACAUAAUAUUCUACUCCUAGCUGCCACCUAUAGCUCAUUUUUCAAUAUUUUUGGAUUUAGUACCUUUUGGAAACAAACCACAUUUAGAGUUGAGAGAAUUCUUGCCUGAGAGAUCAAAAUGUGAGUUAAUCUGGAGAGAAGGAAUAGCUCAUUUUUACUUAGUUAUCCUAAUUCUUUGAUUCUAAGAUUCCACCACCAAAAUGAUCCCCCCCCUCUCUCUGUCUAGAGAGAGAGAGGGCGCACUUAUGAUUUUUAAGACAUCCCAUUUUUAGAAUUUUUAAUACUUUUUUUCAGAAAUAAAGAAAAAAUAACGAAAACAGAAACUGUUCCAUAGAAAAGAUUGUCAUAAUACAGUAGAGUCUCACUUAUCCGACACUCCCUUAUCCAACGUUCUGGAUUAUCCAACGCAUUUUUGUAGUCAGUGUUUUCAAUAUAUCGUGAUAUUUUGGUGCUAAAUUCGUAAAUACAGUAAUUACUACAUAGCAUUACUGCAUAUUGAUUUACUUUUUCUGUCAAAUUUGUUGUAUAGCGUGAUGUUUUGGUGCUUAAUUUGUAAAAUCAUAACCUAAUUUGACAUUUAAUAGGCUUUUCCUCAAUCCCUCCUUAUUAUCCAACAUACUCGCUUAUCCAACAUUCUGCCGGCCCGUUUAUGUUGGAUAAGUGAGACUCUACUGUAUAUGAAACUGCAGUGCUUUUUGGUUUGAAAGAUUGGCUGUUUGCAAGAAAUGUUGCCCAGGGGACGCCCGACUGGAUUUACUCAAUCUUCGAGGAGGCCCUUUCCGUGUCUAAAUAUCUUGGUGUCACCUUAGAUUGAACACUAACAUAUAGGAAACAUUGCAUGAACACCAAGUACAAAGUAGCUGCACGCAAUAACAUCCUGCGUAAACUUACUGGCAGUGCAUGGGGUGCAGAGCCACAAUUAAUAAGAACAUCAGCCCUGGCCUUGUCUUUUUCAACUGCUGAGUACACCUGUCCUGUCUGGCAGAAGUCUCCAUGCGAAGCAGGUGGGCAUAGCACUAAACGAAACAUGUAGAAUAAUCACAGGAUGUCUUAAACCUACACCUGUUGAUAAACUCUAUAAGCUAACUGGCAUUGCACCCCCUGAUGUGUGACGGGACGUUGCUAACGGUGAGAGAAAUAAGGUCGAAAAUUGUGAAAGCCACCUACUGCAUGACUAUCAGCCUCCUCCCAGUAGACUCAAGUCAAGGAGGAGCUUCAUGAGAACCACCACUCCUCUUGAUGUUCCCCCAGCAACAGCAAGGGUGUCCCUCUGGGCAGCUAAACCAGGCAAUCCCAACUGGAUGGCCCCCCAAGAGGGUCUUCCUCCAGGGGCAAACCAGGAAUUGGCAACUUGGAAGUCCCUAAAUAGACUGAGAAGUGGAGUGGGCAGAUCAAAAGACAACCUGGUAAGAUGGCACUACCUGGAGGAAUCCUCCACCUUGUGUGACUGUGAAGCUGAACAAACAACUCCUCAUAUGAAUGCUUGCCCACAAUGCCCUGCCUCAUGCACAGAGGAGGAGUUGUUCAAAGCUUCAGACAAAGCGAUUGCUGUUGCCCACCUUUGGUCUAAAACUAUUUACAGUAGAGUCUCACUUAUCCAACAUAAACAGGCCAGCAGAAUGUUGGAUAAGCGAAUAUGUUGGAUAAUAAGGAGGCAUGAAGGAAAAGCCUAUUAAACAUCAAAUUAGGUUAUGAUUUUACAAAUUAAGCACCAAAACAUCAUGUUAGACAACAAAUUUGACAGAAAAGGUAGUUCAAUACGCAAUAAUGUUAUGUUGUAAUUACUGUAUUCACAAAUUUAGCACCAAAAUAUCAUGAUAUAUUGAAAACAUUGACUACAAAAAUGCGUUGGAUAAUCCAGAACGUUGGAUAAGCGAGUGUUGGAUAAGUGAGACUCUACUGUAGCUGUUUGUGAUUCCUUUAUUUUAUUGCUUUUAAACUUAUUUAUUAUGCAAUGCUUUUGACACAAAAUAAAUAAAAUAAAUAAUAUAUGAAACUAAAUUAAACAACUAACACAAUUAUAUCUAAGGUAAUCACCCUGACAUAAAACAUACCUACGCUAAUAAACACAUUCUGGGCACACAACUACUAGGACUAUCCUGCGAUACCCAUAGUCACUGCCUGCUGAUUUUUACUUAUUUUCCUACACUAUUUAGAGAACACUGUAUGUCCAAACUUCUACUUUUAAUAACACUCAUCUAAUCUGUACAUUUAAAAAACUCUUAGAAAUGAAGAAAUACAGAUUAUAUAUUUGUAAUUGUAAACACAUUUGUGUUACUGAUUAAUUUAAUGUCAGUUAUUAACUUGGGGCCUCUCAGAUCAGAUGUCAUCCAGGUACCAUCAUCCUUAAUAUGACUGGCUAGGCAUGAAGGUUGUUGUUUGACAUAUGGGGGAAGCUGUCAAUUUGGGAGUCUGAUCCACAGAGUUCUCAAACAAUGCCCUGUGAGAGAUCCAAACAUAAGGAUGACAGAGUGACUUACAUUUUUACUCUUCUUUAAUCCUGAGCCUCCUGCCUUUAUCUUGAGAAACCCUUGCUCUUUGGAAAUCACAAAGCAAAGUACCUCUGUGUCACAGUUCAUGACAAGGCUCUCAAACCAUGUGUUGCAGGGAAUCUUGAAAACGUGACUGCUGUUAUAUACCAUCCCAGAGGCCAGCUCCCUUUCAAAGUGAAAACAGAUUGGCUGGCUGGUUGGCCUGACCCAACCCGGCUUGAUAGGUUCCCAAUAAAGUCUCCUUCAAAACUUGGUUCUCUUGUUUAUUUUGAUCUUAAGUGUACUCUAUCUUUCCCAUUGCAAAGAAGAAGAGGCAUGAGUUGGGGAGGAAUAUAGAACAUACUGCAUAGAGCACUUCCAGGCAAAUCCCACCACAUUCCUUGGCUUGUCUCUUGCUUAAGUGUUAUGGGGUGAAGAAACAUGGUAUAAAAGCUCUGAAAAACCCAGCCAUUAAGGCAGCUGCCAAUCACUAACAGGGAAAAGUGGAACAUUAACCAUUCUCUUGUGUGGUCUAAGGAUCAAGCAAACUCUUGAGAUUUAAAUGGAUUUCCUUUUCUCCUAUCAACACUGGAGUGCCCUCAUGACUGGAAAAGACACAGGGCACAAUGGCAAUUUAUAAGUGCAAUUCUGACCCAUAGAGCGCCAGGCUGAGAAACAACAGGACAAGAUGAAAGUUCAAAUGAAGUCCCAGAAAUCUUGGAUUGAGGGAAUCUUCAGUAAAAGAGAAUGUGCAAGAAUUGUACCAAGUUCCAGAGAUCCUCACAGGUGUCCUGCAGGGUGUCAAGUAUGUCAGAACUUAAUCCGAUGUUGUUGUGGCCGGUUAAUUGGUGACCAUCCAGGGAUAGACUAUAGUUGGCCUAUCUUUCAGUCUGAGAAGGGGAAAGAGAAUGAGGAAUGGUCUGUCCAAAAGGAUACAAAGACAAGCCCAACGGAUGCAUUUGGUACUAUCAGUUUUCAAGAUGGUGAUCAUACCUACCACGCCAAGUACAUCAGAGCUUCUUGUGAUACAAAAUUGGACCAGUUAUUGCAGCUCAUGGUAAAAGAAUGGCAGAUGGAAUUGCCAAAAUUGGUCAUUUCUGUUCACGGUGGCAUCCAGAACUUCAAACUUCCUGCUAAACUUAAGCAACUUUUUAGCAAAGGUUUAGUCAAAGCUGCCGAGACUACAGGAGCAUGGAUCCUGACAGAAGGCAUCAAUGCAGGUGUAUCCAAGCAUGUGGGAGACGCAUUGAAAAUCCAUGCUUCUCAGUAUUUAAGUAAGAUCUGCACAGUUGGAAUCCCCCCUUGGGGUAUAAUUGAGAAUCAAAGAGACCUCAUUGGAAAAGAUGUAGUCUGCCUGUACCAGACGCUGGGCAACCCUUUAAGCAAGCUGAGUACCCUCAACAGCAUGCAUUCCCAUUUUAUACUGGCUGAUGAUGGCACAGUGGGCAAGUAUGGCAGUGAAAUGAAACUGAGGAGAAAUCUGGAGAAGUACCUGUCGCUUCAGAAAAUACACACUAGAAUGGGACAAGGAGUGCCUUUGGUUGGGCUGGUGGUGGAAGGUGGUCCAAACGAGAUCUUGACAGUGUGGGAAUAUGUGAGGGACAAACCUGCCAUCCCUGUUGUAGUAUAUGAGGGAACUGGGAGAGCGGCUGACCUCCUUGCUUUUACACACAAACACACAGCUGAUGUGACGAAUCUGAGCCCUCAACUUAAAGAAGAAAUCUUACUGAUGAUUCAGAAUAUGUUCAGUUUUAAUCAGAAACAAUCUCAUCAUCUGUUUAAAAUUUUAAUGGAGUGUAUGGAAUACAGGGAUUCUAUAACAAUAUUUGAUGCAGAGUCAGAGGAACAGCAAGACAUUGAUCUGGCCAUCCUGAUUGCACUCUUAAAAGGGACAAAUAUGUCAGCCCCAGAUCAACUAAAUCUGGCACUGGCCUGGAACAGACUGGACAUUGCUAAGAAGCAUAUAUUGGUUUAUGGACAGCACUGGAAGGUUGGUUCGUUAGAACAAGCCAUGCUAGAUGCUUUGGUAAUGGAUCGUGUAGAAUUUGUGAAGCUGCUAAUAGAAUAUGGUGUGAACCUCCAUCGUUUUCUUACCAUAGCCCGACUAGAGGAACUGUACAAUACAAAACAAGGACCAACAAAUCUUCUUCUGCGUCACCUCGUCUGUGAUGUAAAACAGAGUACUCUUCCAGUGGACUACAAAAUAUCACUGAUAGACAUCGGGCUGGUAAUAGAAUAUCUGAUUGGUGGAGCCUAUCAGAGCAGCUAUACAAGAAAACAUUUCAGAGUCCUCUACAACAGCCUAUACAGGAAACACAAGAGAGCCGUCACCAGUCUGGCACAGAAUUUGUCUCUCCACCAGCUUAAUCAGAUGGGGAGUCGGGCUGGAUCUGCUGAAAACACCUUGCAUUCCCAGUUCAUCAGAACAGCACAGCCGUACAAAUAUAAAGAAAAAUCAGCUGUUCUUCAGAAGACCAGGAAGAAGCUCAAAGAUGAAUUUACUGUCUCUGAUGACCAAGAGUCUGUUGGCUUUAUUUACCCAUAUAAUGAUCUCUUGGUUUGGGCAGUAUUGAUGAAAAGGCAGAAGAUGGCUAUGUUCUUCUGGCAACAUGGAAAGGAAGCUAUGGUUAAAGCAGUGGUAGCUUGCAAACUGUACAGAGCCAUGGCACAUGAAGCGAAGGAAAGCAAUAUGGAAGAUGAUACAUCAGAAGAGCUGAAGAAGUAUUCAAAUGAGUUUGGACAGCUGGCUCUGGAUGUGCUGGAUAAUGCAUUCAAACAAAAUGAGCAGAUGGCCAUGAAGCUGCUGACUUAUGAGCUGAAGAACUGGAGUAACUCAACAUGCCUGAAACUGGCUGUGUCAGUGGGUUUGCGACCCUUUGUGUCUCACACAUGCACACAAAUGCUGUUGAGUGAUAUGUGGAUGGGCCGGCUGAAAAUGAGGAAGAACUCUUGGUUUAAGGUGAUUCUAAGUAUUCUUCUGCCUCCUACUAUUUUGAUGCUGGAGUUCAAAACCAAGGCUGAAAUGUCCCAUGUGCCUCAGUCACAGGAGUUCCACCACACUUGGUAUCAUGGAGAUCCCAGCACUAGUGCUGUUAAAGAUGACUUCUCACUGAACAAUUAUGAUUUAGAGAAAGGAACUGAGAAGCAAAAUGAAAGACAGACAUCCUCCACCAACAAUGAACAGGGAGCCCUUCCUUUGAGCAGGAAAGUCUAUGAAUUCUACAGUGCUCCUAUUGUCAAGUUCUGGUUUCACACGAUGGCCUAUUUAGCAUUUCUCAUGCUAUUCACUUACAUGGUCUUGGUGGAGAUGAAACCAACACCCAUUGUGCCAGAAUGGCUUGUGAUCAUCUACAUUUUCACCACCUCCAUUGAGAAAGUCAGAGAGAUAUUUAUUUCAGAGCCAGGGAAGUUCAGCCAAAAGGUGAAAGUGUGGAUUUAUGAGUACUGGAAUUUUACAGAUUCUGUUGCUAUCAUCUUGUUCAUGAUUGGUUUUGGCUUGCGCUGGGCUGAUCUCCCCCUCCAAACAGUGGGAAGGUUAAUUUACUGCCUCGAUAUAAUAUUCUGGUAUACCAGGCUCCUAGAUUUCUUUGCUGUGAAUCAGCAUGCAGGCCCAUAUCUGACCAUGAUUGGGAAGAUGACAGCAAAUAUGUUUUAUAUUGUAAUUAUGAUGGCCAUAGUAUUGCUAAGUUUUGGAGUUUCUAGAAAAGCAAUACUUUCACCACAUGAACAACCAUCGUGGACUCUUGCACGAGACAUUGUAUUCCAGCCUUAUUGGAUGAUGUUUGGAGAAGUAUAUGCAGCAGAAAUUGAUGCUUGUGAAUCAAACCCAGACUGUCCUCCAGGUUCCUUUCUUACACCUUUUCUUCAAGCUGUCUAUCUCUUUGUACAAUAUAUCAUCAUGGUCAAUCUGCUGAUUGCUUUCUUCAAUAAUGUUUAUUUUGACAUGAAAUCCAUAUCGGACAAACUCUGGAAGUACAACCGUUACCGCUAUAUCAUGAUGUAUCAUGAAAAACCAUGGCUGCCACCCCCUUUCAUCAUUCUCAACCACAUUGGCAUCCUCAUAAAUUGCCUCUGCCAUCACCACCAUCGGCUCCCAAAUGGACUGGAUCAAGAAGAGGGUCAUGUUGAACUGAAGCUAUACCUGAGUGAUGAGGAGUUAAAGAAACUUCAUGACUUUGAAGAACAAUGUGUGGAAAAGUACCUUCAUGAGAAGAAUGAAAGCUUUCACUCCAGUGACAGUGAAAGGAUCCGAGUUACUGCUGAAAGAGUUGAAGAGAUGUUUUCACAGCUGAAGGAGGUGCAUGAGAAAGUGGUUUUCAUCAAAGAUGCUUUGCUUGGCCUGGACAGCCAACUAGGACAUUUACAAGACCUCUCAGUUUUAACUGUUGAUACCUUGAAAGUAAUUUCAGCUGUGGACACUUUGCAAGUAGAAGAAGCCCUCCUUGUAGAUAAGAAGCGUGUCACCUACACAAAGCUUCCCCAUAGUUGGAGCAAUGCUAUGCAUUCAGAGGUUUUGAGCAGCAUGGGCAAUAUGAGUGAUAAGAAGUACAAUUACUAUAGCAUGCCGCCUUCCCUUCAAAAAACCUUGGCAAGGAGUCAUCAUCAUAUUCUGGGUUCCAUAGACUACAGUGAAGUCAAAUCAACUGACAAACGUCAUGAACAAGAGACUAAAAAUGAUACCUGCAUUUCCGAGGUGUCUUCUGAGAGUAAAUCCACAUUUAAAUAUGGGCAGUUCCUUCUGGUUCCCUCUGGUCAACAAGAGACUUCUGAAGAUGCUGGCUUAAGCUUGGUCUUUCCAGGUUCUCUGAAUGAACUCCGGGAAGAUGGACUGAAAGCUAAGUCAUCAAGCCAGCGUGAUCAACCAAAUGUACACAUUGUUGAUGCUGAGGUGGAAAGAAAGAUCCCUCAAGGUCAGGAACUGGAACUUUUGCCAACCAAGAUAGUUGCUGAGAACCCCAUUGAAAACCGUAUGGCUGUACAAAUACCUGACAUCACCCGUGAAAUCUCUCAACCUUUUCAAAAUGACCAGGAAGAGCCCGAAGGAGGUUAUGUGAAUUGGGGGUUCACGGAAGAUGAAGAUAAGAGCUUCUUUAACAAGUCAAAACAGACAUGCAUCUCUCCCACCAACUCCAGUUCUGUUCCUCAUCAUGUGCAGAUGAAAGAAUCCAGUUCUGACAAGUCAGGAUACAGUAGUGACAGCUCCCAGUCUCACCUCCCACUCCACCGCAGCAGCACAUCACUCUGGAUCAGUCCACUUAGGAAAAACAGUUUUUUCAACAAAGCCUUUUACUCCCAGAGUGCAGAAAAAAUGGAGGACACCUACAAAAUAAAAGAGCAAUCAAAGUCUACUGAGUUACGUCGAACAGUUUGGGCAAAAGCAAAACCUGGAAUUAAAGGAAUUAAAGGAAGGAAGUCUUUUAAAAAGAAACAAAAACCUCUUCAAGUGCCAGUAAUCACAGUAGACAGUUGUCCACAGAGUACCCAAAUCAGCAGAGAGCCAUUGGAGAUCCAAACUUUAGGAAAUAAGCAGGAACACAGAACCAACUGGCCAGCUGUGUCUCACUUCAGUCAGCUAAGUUUGGAUCGCAUCAGUGGUAUGCAUGAGGAAGUAAAAAAUCAAGAAACGGUGAGACACACAGUACAGAUUUGUGACUACUUGAGACAGUCGCAAGAGGAUUUAAAUAACAGUGUGACUUGGACUAGGAAAAACAGGAUGAAUAAUUUGAGCAGAAGCCAUUCGUUGAAAAGUUCAGAUGGAGUGGACACAAUCUCAUUGUCCUUAAAGCCCCUUCAAGAUCUGCACCAUCAUUACUCAGCGGUGGAAAGAAACAAUUUAAUGAGACUGGCUCAAACAAUACCUUUUACACCCGUGCAGCUUUUUUCUGGAGAAGAAGUGACAGUCUAUCGAUUAGAAGAAAGUUCACCUUUGAACCUUGAUAAGAGCAUGUCUUCCUGGUCACAGCGUGGCAUGUCUGCAAUGAUCCAGGUUUUGUCUCGAGAGGAGAUGGAUGGAGGCCUGCGGAGGGCUAUGAAGGUGAUGUGCACCUGGUCUGAGAAUGCUGUGCUCAAGCAAGGCCAGGUCUUCAUUGUAAAGUCUUUUCUUCCUGAGGUAGUUCAGACUUGGCAAAAGAUCUUCCAUGAAGGCACGGUGCUCCAUCUCUGCCUCAGAGAAAUACAACAGCAAAGGGCAGCUCAGAAAUUGAUCUACACUUUCAAUCAAGUGAAGCCACAUUCUGUUCCAUAUACCCCAAGGUUUCUGGAGGUCUUCUUAAUUUAUUGCCAUUCAGCCAAUCAGUGGCUGACAAUAGAAAAGUACAUGACGGGAGAAUUUCGCAAGUAUAAUAAUAACAAUGGUGAUGAGAUCACACCAAGCAAUUUGCUGGAAGAAAUUAUGUUGGCUUUUUCUCACUGGACUUACGAGUAUACGCGGGGAGAGCUCCUUGUGCUGGACUUGCAAGGUGUUGGAGAGAACCUUACAGACCCAUCUGUCAUUAAGCCUGAAGACAAGCAAUCUAGAGGGAUGGCUUUUGGACCAGCAAACCUUGGAGAGAACGCAAUCAAAAACUUUAUUUCAAAGCACUGCUGUAACUCUUGUUGCAGGAAACUGAGGCUUCCCGAUCUGAAAAGAAAUGACUACACACCUGGGAGGCUCAAUCCUGCCUUUGAAGCUGAAACCGAGGCAAUGGCAGCAGCAGGAGAUGAGACUGUUAACAAUUGCAGAGAUGAACCUGUGGAAUUUUGUACCAGAUUGUAAUGCAAGGGGUUAGCAGGCCGGUUCUAGCUUUCUGAGCACUUGAAUCAUACCUUAUAUUCAAUCUAUGUGUGGGAAGAAAGUUGAGGUACCCAAAUAUUUCUACCAGCCAUUGCUUUGUAGAUAAAGAAUCAAUUUAUAUGUAUAUGAGUGUGUGAACAAACUUCCAGUGCAAAAGGAAUUUCCUUGGUAUUUUUGUUUGUAUAGAUUUGGUUUAAGAUUAUCCAUUAAAGCCACCACUGUUCCUGCAUCACACUACAGCCUCAGAAAUCAGUAUUCAUUUCUUAUUUUGCAUCUGUUUUACAUAUUAUAUCUAGGAGUAGAAUAGUAGUUUCCCCCAAAGAAUUAUUCUUUUCUUUUUGAGUAUUUCAGAAGAAUGGAGCAUUUACCAGGCACUUUCUUCUGUUGGCUCAAUUAUGAAAUGAGAGAAGGUGUACUUGUGGAACUUCUACCAAACCUUUAUAAGGACAGAAACAUUAUCCCUUUGUGAAUAUAGCUACAUUUACUUGUCACAAAAUGAACAGGCUCCACAAUGAAACUCAGGAAACUUCUUAAUCCCUUCAGCAUUUGUUUAAAGAUACAAAUUGUUUGCUGGGAUAUGUUUCUAGGUUGGUUUCACUAAUGUGAUGAUAAGGAGAGAAAAAACCUGCUGAGAUUGUUGCAAAUGUUCAUGUUGAAGGCUCCUUUCACAUUACAAGAAGCCUUCCACUUUUGUAAGAGUGAAAAAAAACUGCACACCCCUUUUUUAACCUGAUAGAACAUCUCUCUAUGAAUUUCUUGGUCCUCCACCAUGACUCUAAGGAGGGUCGAUAUGAAGGGCCACUUUCUGUUGGAGUUCAAUCAAAGAAUUGCAAUACACAUACCUAUAAACAUAUUUUCUCUAUGAAUUGCUAGGUUCUUCAUUGGGAGUCUAUGCUUGAAUCACACUAGAGUACCUAGAGAUUCAUAGAAAGAACAUAUUCCACAAAUCCAGUAAAAUCAAAUCCUCAAAAGUUAAACCCGCAGGUAUGGAGGGCCAACUGUACACAGUCAUAGCACGAUGAUUAUUGUUAGCCACCUUCCUAUAUUGGGAGAAAGACUGGAUAAAAAUUAAACAAAUAAUAAAUAAAGCUAUGAUUCCACUUUAACCACCAUGGGUGCAUCCCAUGUCAUCCUGUCAUUUUUUUUAGUUUGGAGAGAUCCUGGAGCUCUUUGACUGAGAACUCCAAAUACUCCUCCAUAAAUUGCCCAUCAAAAGGAUUCCACAAGAUGAUGCCACGAUAGUUUAAAGAAGAGCCAUAGUACUACAGAUGUGUAGUGUAAAAGGAUCCAGGUAGCGAAACAUUAAUGUUUAUGCAAAAAACAAACAAACAAAAAAACAAACAAACCAGGUGACAAGUUCUCCCCUUAAAGCUGAGCUUUCCAAACUCUGUAUUGUGUGUCAGCUGCAGUGCAUAGGUGUGUUGCACCAGUGUAAUGAGAAACCUUGAGUCUAUGUGAAAUAAGACAUAAAUCAAUCAUUUUUUAAUAAUAUAAAUGAAAGAUUUUCAUGAGAUAAGUUGUGUCCCCAUGCAUGUCAUUAUUAUAAUUCAUGUAUGUGUCCAUAUUUUUUGUAAUGGGUUGGUUUAACCUCUAGUUGGUUAGGAAAACUGAAUUAUUGUGUCACAAAAUGAUGCAUGCCUAAAAGGUGUGUCACUAGCAUGAAAUGUUUGAGAAGCUCUGCUUAAUGGGACAGCACUUCACCUCUGGGAAUGCUCAGUGGGAAUGCUUGGUAGACCGAAGGAGGUAUUGAUUAGAAUGGGGAUUUGAAGUUGCCAUCUCUUUCUCUCUGCUCCUAGCUUUCAGGAACUUUUUGGAUCUUGGUUUGAAAAUAAUAAGCCCUCUAAAACAGAAGCUAUUGUUCCCAUGAAUGUUGAGAGCUGACUGUAGUACUUGAGUUAAAGAAAAAGGGUUGCAGUAUGAGAGUUGAAAUGUUAAUGUUAAUUUAUCUCAGAAAUCUCUCCAUCUGUUUUAGGUUUUUGUGUUGUAUUUUAUAAGUUUUAAAAUCUGGAGUAACAAGGCUUCUUUCUGAGUCGCAACAUGAUCAACAACAGCACUUUAUAUUUUAUAUAGACAGUGUACCAUUUAUACUGAUAACUGUCAGCAUUAUUCUAUGUUCCACCACUACCUUAAGGGCUUUCAAAAUCUUUUCUCCGCAGUACCGAUUUUGCUUUGAAUUAAUUUCAGUCCUGAUGAAAUUCCCUGCCUUGUUUAGUUGGCACUAAUUAUGGACUUUGUCACAUGGCUGCUGGAAUCACUUCGUGCCGUUGGGGGGCAUGGGGAACCUGGCGCCUCAUGCCCCGCAUCGCGUGACUCCUCUGCCAGCUGAACCCAUAGGGGGAAGUGUCGAUCAUGCGGCUUCCCCCAUUGCUUGUAAUGGCAACACAGGAAGCAUCCCAUGUUGUUGUGGUGACAGCAUGCACCAGUUCCAUCGUUCUUCACCCACGGAGUCACGCUGGCAUUGUUUGAUGGAAGCUAGCGGGUUCCGUGUGUGACCUGAGCUAAACCAGCAUAUGCCACCAAAUUUAGUCCUUUGUGAUGAGGUUGUAUUAGUGAAUAGAUGGAUAUAAAUGGAUGCUGCCAAAAAAUAGGUUGUUUGAAAAUGUGACUCUCCUAGAUUUUAAAAAAAGAAAUUACACUUUUUAUAAUGUAAUACAACAAAAUUUUAAAAAGAAAAAAAAUCCUAUGUUCAGAAACACCAAGAAAAAAAAGAGAUCUGUAUCUGCACAGAAUGAUUAUGGAGGUGUCCAGUUUCUGCACAGAAUGAUAUUGGGGUGUUGUUGUGGCCGUGGAUGAAUUGAAUCCCUCUUUUUUUACCCAUAAGAAUAGCCCACUGCUUAUCCCCACUGACCACACCUGAUUUUUGGGAAUAUAGCACAUGCUGCAAUCUAUUUUACAACUGUAAA